Molecule: messenger RNA, 252 nt
Organism: Serpula lacrymans var. lacrymans S7.9
Lineage: Eukaryota; Fungi; Basidiomycota; Agaricomycetes; Boletales; Serpulaceae
Exons: 1
Source: RefSeq, a predicted model, not a curated record
GUACACUCAACCAGUGCACUGCUUGAUUCAGGCGCAAACAACAUCUUCAUAGAUCAGGUCUGGGCGGAGCAAAUUGGACUCCCCCUUGUAAAAUGCAAUGUAUCUAUUCCCAUCUAUAAUGUUGACGGUACCCUUAAUGUGGGUGGCUGCAUUAUGCACAAAUGCUCUUUUGUUGUUGAGUACCAAGGACACAGAGAACGAGUCACCGCCAAAGCUACCCAACUAUUGAAGAUUAAUUUAAUCUUAGGCUGG